CACGCUUAACCUUAUGCCCAAAGGUUGAUGGAAACACGUACAGAAAACCUUGUCUUGAUCGGGAAUGCACAAAAUGUGGCACAGGCAACAUUCUUCAGCAUUUUCAAACAGUCCUUGUUGAACCAUAUUGUACCACACCGGUCACCUGGUGUCAGUGGGAGAGUCGGGCAUUGGGUAACGCAUCACGAAUGAUGACUAAAGUAAAGAAACAGAGUGUGCUGGAGGGGAUGAUAGAAGAAUUCAUUUCAAAAAUGAAAACAUUUUCAGUUCAUUUGUUUAAUGCCAAAUGGCAGUACGAUAUGUAUAAACAGUUAGUCAGAGAAAUCCCAGUAAAAACUGCUGUUUGCUGUAUGGAUUAUGCCGAAAAUUUCACCUGUAAGGCUCAAGAUGCUCCGCAGGGAUUUCAUUGGAGCAAUAUUCAUUGCACCAUCCACCCAAUUGUUGCAAACUAUAUUUGCAAUGAAUGUGAACAAGACCCAGUUCCAGUGAUUACUGAUUCCAUCAUCUAUAUCUCGGAUGACUUGACACAUGAUCAUCAUGGUGUCCAACAUUUUGUUGGCCUUUCCAUCGAAAAGCUCCAAGAAGAAUGCAAUGGCACUUUGCAAACGGUCAUACAGUUCUCAGACGGCGCCCCAACACAGUACAAGAACAAAAUAAGCUUUACACAUUGUUCCUUUUCAAAUGAGGACUUUGGUAUAGCUACAGAGAAACACUUCUUCGGCUCACGACAUGGUAAGGGCCCAUGUGACCGUGAAAUUGGUGUUUUAAAAAAAACUGCAAAAGCAGCAGUAGCAGCAGGUAGUGAAUGCAUCCUGUCCCCUAGAGAGUUUUUCAAUUACUGUAACAGUAAACUGAUUCUGCCUAGAAAGCCAGAGGAACACUCACAUACACGAAGGAGGUUUGUUUUUGUUGAAAAAAAAAAUGUAAAAAGAAAUUUUCCAGAAAGAACAGAAGUAAGGCCCUUGAAAGACACCAGAAAAUUCCAUUGCAUACGGUCUGUGCAACCCCAUGUUAUCAGUACAAGAGAAAGAAGUUGCUUCUGUGAGAGCUGCAUGGGUAUUGUCCAGGAGCCUUGUACAAAUGCAGAGAUAACCGGCAAUUGGUCAGUAGCUAGGUUAGCACCGCUUGCAGAAAACAGACGUAAGCAGACUAUACCUAGAAAUAGACCUCAGCCAGUACCAGAUGAAGGUCAGGAGGAACAACCAGUACCAGAGGAACAAGAGGGACAACCAGUACAUGAUGAAGGUCAGGAGAAACAACCAGUACCAGAGGAACAACCAGUACAUGAUGAAGGUCAGGAGGAACAACCAGUACCAGAGGAACAAGAGGAACAACCAGUCCAUGAUGAAGGUCAGGAGGAACAACCAGUACCAGAGGAACAAGAGGAACAACCAGUCCAUGAUGAAGGUCAGGAGGAACAACCAGUACCAGAGGAACAAGAGGAACAACCAGUCCAUGAUGAAGGUCAGGAGGAACAACCAGUACCAGAGGAACAAGAGGAACAACCAGUACAUGAUGAAGGUCAGGAAGAACAACCAGUACCAGAGGAACAAGAGGAACAACCAGUACAUGAUGAAGGUCAACCAUAUCCAGAUAUAGAUAAAGCCGAUACAGAUCCAUUCUACCUAGAGAAUCUGUUGUUCCCUUCUACAGGACUUUGGGACACUGAUAUGUUUCUACAAGAUGGCGAGUUAAUAAAUACAAGUGACAGUUAUAGCCCAGUAUCAACCGCCACAGUCCAACAUAUUCUGGAGCUCCUUCCAGAGAGUCCACAGAAGAAACCUGAACCAAGGUGACUAUGUCUUUCAUACUUGAUGCAUAUUUUCAACUGUAUGAAAUAAUCCAAACUGUAAAAGUAGAAUCAAUUGAGAAGAUUGUUUUUUAUCAUUUUUACAAUUACCUUAAUGCCAUAACUUUCAUUUUUCUUGAUAUAUUACAAUAAUUGACUGAUAAUUUAAGGUUCAAAGUUGGAGAUUAUGUUACUGUUUCCCUUCCCUUGGGAAAAAAGAAGAAAUGUUUUGUUGCAGAGGUAUAAUUGUUCUGUUGAUUAAUUUUUUGUUUGUUUCUGUUCUCAUUAUCUCGCCUCUAGUCAUUGAUAUAACCAUGAUGGCCUUUUGCAAUCACUAUGUAUC
Mytilus trossulus (common blue mussel) is the source of this 2132-nucleotide messenger RNA. RefSeq names its product titin-like. NCBI's taxonomy places the organism in Eukaryota, Metazoa, Mollusca, Bivalvia, Mytilida, Mytilidae. The record is from RefSeq and is a predicted model, not a curated record. The transcript has 3 exons. Bases 189 to 1796 code for a protein of 535 amino acids.